AUUCGUCCACGACAUGGUUGACAAAAUGCUGAGGAACAUUCUUAUAUACGUAGUCUUAUCAACAUUUGUGGGCACGCUACUCGUCAGCAGCAUUCGGCUCGCCUGUCCCAGUUGCCGAUCUCCUGACUCCUGCAAGGAACCCGCCACAGAAAUCUGCAAUCAAACCACUGCCAAUGCCAGCAACGCCUUCUUGACCACCUUACACACCGACGUGCCCGAAGUGAAUAACACUGACAACUUCCAUUGUGGCAGCUUUAAUUAUCGGAAGUAUCCAAAUCAAUUCGAUACGUAUGCGUUCAAGGGCUGUAUUUAUGCCGACUUGCCACUUUGUGAGCUUACGUUUAAUUCGGAAUUGAAUGAAGCCUGGAUUAAAAGAUGUGCGUGGUCCACACCAAAUGAGCUGCCUGACGAUGACGAUGAUGCAGCGGGCUCCUUAGCUCAGAGUACCUAUACUAUGAUGGCUUCGUUUAUGAUAUUGGGAUUGCUCAAGUUAUGGCGAGUCUAGAUUCUA
This is a messenger RNA of Drosophila busckii, 511 nucleotides long. Its product is annotated as maker455. Bases 14 to 505 code for a protein of 163 amino acids. The transcript has 3 exons. The record is from RefSeq and is a predicted model, not a curated record. NCBI's taxonomy places the organism in Eukaryota, Metazoa, Arthropoda, Insecta, Diptera, Drosophilidae.